AUGGCAACGAAAGAAGUGGUACACGCCGAUGCCAACGAGGGAUCAACGCGUAUACUUCCUCUCAAGAUCCCUUUCUUCAAAGAGAUUCUCCUUGAGUCCUUCUCCUGCGACCACUGCGGCUUCUCCAACAAUACCGUCAAGAGCGCCGGUCAAAUACAAGAGAAAGGCUCCAAGUACACCUUUCGCCUCGAUGACACGUCCGACUUCCAGCGCCAAAUAGUGCGCAACGACACUGGCGUAUUCCGGAUAGAAAAUAUUGAUCUCGAGAUGCCGCCGGGUCCUGGCCAAUUCACCAACCUAGAAAGCAUGUUCACCAAAAUCCAAACAGACCUCGAACAUGACCAGCCCAUUCGAAAAGCUACUCAGCCGGAUCUCUAUUCGGCUCUCGAGUCCAUAAUUACCAAGCUUAAAGAUAUGCUCUCGGGCACUUCCUUCCCCAUAACCAUAAGUCUCGACGAUAUCUCCGGCAACUCUUUCAUCGAACCCGCCUCAACGGAUACUGGCUCCAAGUACGUACGUACAGACUAUUUGCGUACAACGUCUCAGAACGAAACUCUCGGUCUCACCACCUCCGAUGAGCGCGACGUGAUGGAUGGCGUUAAUGUAGUCGAUGGUGAGGUCUACGAGCUGCAGUCCCAUUGUCCUGCCUGCUCCAAGUCAUGUACCGUUAAUAUGAAGAAAACCAACAUCCCCCAUUUCAAAGAAGUCAUCAUCAUGGCCACCGUCUGCGACCACUGCGGAUAUCGCACUAGCGAUGUGAAGACCGGCGGCGCCAUUCCACCACUCGGAAAGAAGAUCACUCUACAAGUCAAAACUCUGGAAGACCUAAGUCGCGACAUCCUCAAAUCAGAAUCAUGCGCGCUCAAGUCCCACACUUUGGGACUGGAAGUCCAACCGGGAACCCUCGGCGGGCGCUUCACAACCGUAGAAGGCCUGCUAGCACAAGUCCGAGAUCAACUCCGCGGCCAGAUCUUCGACACCGACGGCGACCUCGCAGGUGGCGACAGCAUGACCGCCGAGACGAAAGCCCGCUGGGACGCCUUCUUCGCCAAAGUGGACGGCGCCAUCAAAGCGGAGUUCGCAUUCGACGUCAUUCUUGAGGACCCUUUGGCGAAUAGCUUUGUGCAGAAAAACGUGGAUGGUGACGAGGAGGACCCGCAGAUUGAGGUGGUCGAGUACGAGCGGACCGAGGAGGAAAAGGAAGAUCUGGGGUUGAAUGACAUGAAGGUGGAAGGGUACGAGCAAGAUGGAGAGGAAGCGAAAGUGAACGGGCACUCGGAGGCUCAAUAA
Molecule: messenger RNA, 1290 nt
Organism: Cyphellophora europaea CBS 101466
Lineage: Eukaryota; Fungi; Ascomycota; Eurotiomycetes; Chaetothyriales; Cyphellophoraceae
Exons: 2
Coding region: 1-1290 (429 amino acids)
Cellular component (GO): cytoplasm; nucleus
Molecular function (GO): zinc ion binding
Source: RefSeq, a predicted model, not a curated record